Psammomys obesus (fat sand rat) is the source of this 2343-nucleotide messenger RNA. RefSeq names its product forkhead box F1 (gene Foxf1). Gene Ontology annotation, cellular component: nucleus. The coding region runs from base 1 to 1143 and encodes 380 amino acids. The transcript is spliced from 2 exons. The record is from RefSeq and is a predicted model, not a curated record. Gene Ontology annotation, biological process: regulation of transcription by RNA polymerase II; animal organ morphogenesis. Gene Ontology annotation, molecular function: DNA-binding transcription factor activity, RNA polymerase II-specific; RNA polymerase II cis-regulatory region sequence-specific DNA binding. NCBI's taxonomy places the organism in Eukaryota, Metazoa, Chordata, Mammalia, Rodentia, Muridae.
AUGUCCGCGCCCGACAAGCAGCAGCCGCCGCACGGCGGGGGCCCGGGAGGAGGCGGCGGCGGCGGCGCGGGCGGCCAGGCCAUGGACCCCGCGGCGGCGGGCCCCACCAAGGCCAAGAAGACCAACGCCGGCGUGCGGCGGCCGGAGAAGCCGCCCUACUCGUACAUCGCGCUCAUCGUCAUGGCCAUCCAGAGCUCGCCCAGCAAGCGCCUGACGCUCAGCGAGAUCUACCAGUUCCUGCAGGCGCGCUUCCCCUUCUUCCGCGGCGCCUACCAGGGCUGGAAGAACUCUGUGCGCCACAACCUGUCGCUCAACGAGUGCUUCAUCAAGCUGCCCAAGGGCCUCGGGCGGCCCGGCAAGGGCCACUACUGGACCAUCGACCCGGCCAGCGAGUUCAUGUUCGAGGAGGGCUCGUUCCGCCGGCGACCGCGCGGCUUCCGAAGGAAAUGCCAGGCGCUCAAGCCCGUGUACAGCAUGGUCAACGGGCUGGGCUUCAACCACCUCCCCGACACCUACGGCUUCCAGGGCUCCGGGGGCCUGUCAUGCGCGCCCAACAGCCUGGCGCUGGAGGGCGGCUUGGGCAUGAUGAAUGGCCACUUAGGGGGCAACGUGGACGGCAUGGCAUUGCCCAGCCACUCGGUGCCCCACCUGCCUUCCAACGGCGGUCACUCGUACAUGGGCGGCUGCGGCGGUUCCGCGGCCGGGGAGUACCCACACCACGACGGCUCGGUGCCCGCUUCCCCGCUGCUGCCAGCCGGCGCCGGCGGGGUCAUGGAGCCGCAUGCUGUUUACUCCAGCACCGCGGCAGCCUGGCCGCCCGCGGCCUCCGCAGCCCUCAACAGCGGGGCCUCCUACAUCAAGCAACAGCCCCUGUCCCCUUGCAACCCGGCAGCCAACCCCCUGUCUGGCAGCAUCUCCACGCACUCCCUGGACCAGCCAUACCUGCACCAAAACAGCCACAACGGGCCAGCAGAACUGCAAGGCAUCCCUCGGUAUCACUCACAGUCGCCCAGCAUGUGUGACAGAAAGGAGUUUGUCUUCUCUUUCAAUGCCAUGGCGUCCUCCUCUAUGCACUCGGCUGGUGGAGGAUCGUACUACCAUCAGCAGGUCACCUACCAAGACAUCAAGCCCUGUGUGAUGUGAUGUGUGAGGUGAGGCCACAGGCCCUCCAGCCCGACCUGGCCGGCCCGGGGACCAGGAGCCCACCGCCACAAGCUGCUUUUCUCUGGAGGUAUAAUGGCAGCAGGAGAGGCGGGCCCACCCUCUCCCCUAACGGAUUAUUUGUAAAGAAACCCCAACACAGACUUGGCGCUGUGGUCGAGAACACCACCCCGCUCCUUCACUAAUUUCUAAAAACAAAACAAAACAAAACGAAAACAAAAAACAGUGGCUGUGGGGCCAGAUCGGACCGCAGCUGUCAGUAAGUAGAUGCUUAUUUUCAACCCCAUUGGAAGUCGGCCACGAAGGUGCUGUGUCGGGGGAAGCCAGCUACACGGAAAGAAUUCUGCCCAGGUCUGUCCGCCCCUCCCACACCGAGGGACAGGUUUUUAGAAGCACGUGAGCAGUCAUUAGCAAAUGCUUUUAUUUUUGGUUGAGUAUUUAUCUUCUAAUUGUUAACGUUUUGAAAGAAUGUCUUGAAAUGCACAGGUAUCCCCCUCCGCCAGCGGUUUCCUUCCCCCCCCCUGCCCCCUGGGGGAGGAGGAGGAAGGAACCAGGUGUGGCGUCCCCUCUCCCGACCGGGUCUCCUCGAGCCGUCACAGGUGGCUCUUUACGGGAAUGACACGGAUACCUGGAGCCGCUGUUUGUCUUUUAAAAAAAGAAAACAGUGGCGGAGAAGCUGCCCCAGCCUCCGGCCCCUUCCGUGUUCUUCUCCGGCGCCUUUCACUUUGUUUGGAGAAGCAUUUUGACUUCUCCCGUGGGUGUCGUUCUGUGUCCCGGUCUCUACUGUAAGUCUCUGAAAGGAAAAGAAGAACACGGCAGGAUGCGGGGAUGUGGAGGCUGUAGUUGAGGCGCUCUGCUGCCGUAGACAGGCUCAGCCUGUUAUUUAUUCUGCUUAAUUUCCCUAAUCAGAACACCACCACCUCGCUCUGCCCUCUCAGUAUUAAUGGUGUGACUUCGUUGGCAAUAUUUGCCGUGUAGAGUUGUUUGUUUUGUUGUUGUUGUUUAGCUAUCCAUUGUAAAUUUGAAACAAAGGCCAAUCCGUGUAAAAACAAAUUUCCGUAUGUUUUAUAUAAAUAUAUAUAGUAUGAAGGACUGUCCCCCUUUUUAGCAUUUCGGCCGCAGACGCGCGGCAUCUGUGACACGCAUUUUAAGCCUCCUUCUGCACUGUAUAAAAAGGACAAU